Molecule: messenger RNA, 1117 nt
Organism: Penicillium subrubescens
Lineage: Eukaryota; Fungi; Ascomycota; Eurotiomycetes; Eurotiales; Aspergillaceae
Product: putative JmjC domain protein
Exons: 2
Coding region: 36-1049 (337 amino acids)
Molecular function (GO): 2-oxoglutarate-dependent dioxygenase activity
Source: RefSeq, a predicted model, not a curated record
UUUUACACACUUCCUACACACCCCCAGUUGCCUGGAUGAAGCUUCAGCCAUGGAGGAACAACGAUUGGGUCUUGAGACCACGCUCGUAUCUGUCUCAUUCUAAGCUCCUACAGCCAGCUGACGGCUCACGCAAACUCUCCGUCUCCUCGACCCGUCCGUACCGCACCCUCGAAGCGCUACCCGAUGUUGACGUCGAUACAUUCCGACAACGCUAUUUUGCCCCCGAGCACCCCGUCGUGCUACCACGCUCUCAAUUUCGUAACCUACCCGCCGUGAAGAAUUGGUUCGAAAGCACCAGUUCACGAUCGACCGUGACGAAUCGUCCGAAAACCCGAUUGAACCUGGAAUACCUACAAAAGCAUGCGGCCGACGCGUUUGUCCCGCUAGAGCUCACAGAGCUAGCAGUAUCGAGUCCACCGGCCAAGGACAAUGGUAAACUGUCACAUCAGGAUGGUGCGACCGAUGUUGUAAGCUUCCGACAGUUCCACGGGCCGCUCACGCUGUUCCUGGAAUGGAUGCGCACGGCCGAGACCUCUCCGCAGUCAACGCGACUCUAUCUGGCGCAAUGCCAGCUCCUCGACCUACCCCAAGUUCUUCGCGAUGACUUUCCGACCCCAGAUAUUGUUGCAAAGGCCGGGAAGGGUGAUGUCUACGAUACUAAUGUGUGGAUUGGACAUCCUCCUACGUACACUCCGCUCCAUCGCGACCCCAAUCCGAAUCUCUUCGUCCAGCUGGCUGGGCAGAAGGUUGUGCGAUUAUUAGCACCGUCGGACGGGCAGGCGCUCUUCUCUUCAAUACGGCGACAGCUGGGUAAGAGCGGAGGUAAGGAUGCGGCUGCUAUGCGUGGGGAGGAGAUGAUGCAGGGUCAAGAACGGGCUCUGUUAGAUGAGAGGGUGUGGGGUGGCUCGGCUUCUGCAGGCCCGGAAGGAUCUGGGUACGAGGCACAUUUGGAGGCAGGGGAUGGGCUGUUCAUUCCGAAAGGAUGGUGGCAUAGCAUUAAAGGUGUUGGAGAGGGAGUGACUGCUUCGGUCAAUUGGUGGUUCCGAUAGGAACAAGAGUAAUACCAUAAACUAAACUUUGUAUAAUAUACUACAUUAAGAUAAAAACCUGAAGUCAU